ACAAACAUUUCCAUCCAACGAGACAAAGGUCAUUCAUUUUCCAGUUUUUUUCCCUUGGUCUUUCAACUCGCUGUAAACACGGAGGCCUGUCAACCACAACAAAAUAUUCUCUAUUCAAAAUAAAAAUAGAUAAGCACAAAAUUUUGAAAAGAUAAUCUCAAGCCGAUAAGCUCUUAUCAAGAUGUCGUCGCUUUCUUCGUAAGACACGAAAACAACGUCUUACGCUAUUCGCAAAACAAAAACUUGGCCCUGAAGAACAGAGUGAGCUGGUUGUUUGAAGAGUAGCAGUUUCUUUAACGUACCUACUUAAACUCGAUCUUGGGGACAUAAUAUAUAUUUGAGGCAACUUGACACUUCAUCCACCACAAAUAUUAACAUUGAAAUAAGCCAAGAAAGAGACGUCAUGAACAAUCCAACCACGAUGAAUUCCUUACCACCCGAGAUGAUGGUAAAAGUUUUCCGCAACCUCAAGGAUGCAGACCUCCAAUCAGCAAGACUUACAUGUAAAAGUUGGUGCAGUCUGAUAAACUCUCUGAUUCCCAUGACUGUAAUAUUGGACAAUCAGCAAAAGGGAAACACAGAUUUUGUCAAGUCCGUUGUAAAGAAGAGUGUCAUCAUAAAAAGUGCGCCUAGCCAUGCAAUGAAGAAGGCUUUAUGUAGUCCUAGACAUCCUCAAGCUUUAAAAAGAUUUGUUGUGUUGGGUCCGGUCCAUUGCAAGCUCUUUGUAAAAGAAGUACUACAUUUUCAAAAUUUGAUAACGCUAAUCGUUGGAAAAGAAACUUUGCUUAAACGUCUCAGCCUUCAGCAGUCCAUAUAUUUGCCAAAGUUGAAGAAAUUAAUUUUAAAUUCUCCAUUCCACGGAGAGGUGGAAUACUUUAUUGAUACCCCAAAGAAUCAAGUGUCCGUGGCUAGAAACAUACUUGACUUUCUCAGUAACCUGUGGUGCCCAGAAAUUACUGAAUUAGUUCUUGAUGGGGAUGUUGAACAAGGAAGAGUUGAGAUGAGAUACAACUGGAGAAAUGCUCUGCUAGGGUUUCUAAAAAAGUACCGUGCAACUCUCAAGAAGGUGUCCGUUGGAGAAAGCAGUGUUUUAAAGUCUCAUGAGCCUAGUGUUGACAAUUAUCCCUACGUAACAAAUCUACAGCAUCUUCAUUUGUCGUUUUAUAGUAACAACCACCGUGAUACUAGUGAAAAUUUUUGGACUAAAUUCACUUUGGCACAAACGAAUCUAGAAAUUCUCAAUAUUGGAGCUUUGUGGUAUAAUAAAUCACUUGAAUUUUUCUCCAAUCUUCCACGAACCCUCAAGAACUUGACGCUGUAUUGGAAUUUGAGCGAAAGCAGGAUUGUAAAUUGCGCAAUUUUUGGAAAUUUUAUUUACUUGGUUCGGUUGGAAUUAACAUUUGACGGACUUUGGGGUCAGCGUUUAUCCAAGUUUUCCUUGUUACGGAAAUGCAAGAAUUUGAAGGUACUUAUUAUUGAGCAAUUGCUAGUAAAAGCCAAGCAUUUAGAGUGCAUCGACCAGUAUCUACCAAAACUAGAAGUGCUUUACUUAUAUUCGUGUGCUGACAUACAUGACCGAUUAUACGGUACUGGACCAUUUGGGAUUUCGAGCUUGGCGUUAACCAGAUUUUUGUGGAACUUUGAAGAACUGUUAUAUCUGCACGUCUGUCCAGAAGAUUUCCUGGGUGAUGCAAAAACAGUAGCACAAAUGAAUGCGCUAAUCAGUAAGGUUGCAUAUAAGCGAAAGGGAUGCAAAGGAUAUUUCGUUGGACAAGAACCGGAUUGGCUAAUCGACAACUCUUACGGUUCUUGUCCAUUGUCCUAG
This is a messenger RNA of Folsomia candida, 1825 nucleotides long. RefSeq lists its product as uncharacterized. Lineage: Eukaryota; Metazoa; Arthropoda; Collembola; Entomobryomorpha; Isotomidae. Bases 404 to 1825 code for a protein of 473 amino acids. The record is from RefSeq and is a predicted model, not a curated record. Gene Ontology annotation, molecular function: protein binding. The transcript is spliced from 5 exons.